Molecule: messenger RNA, 1556 nt
Organism: Ceratotherium simum simum (southern white rhinoceros)
Lineage: Eukaryota; Metazoa; Chordata; Mammalia; Perissodactyla; Rhinocerotidae
Gene: SPRN
Product: shadow of prion protein
Biological process (GO): protein import into nucleus
Cellular component (GO): membrane; nucleus
Molecular function (GO): nucleic acid binding
Source: RefSeq, a predicted model, not a curated record
AGAGGGGCUGCGCGCUGCGCAGGGCCUGCCUUUAUCUCCUCCCCUCCAUCUCGCAGGGAAUGAGCCUCCGCGUCUGCCCGCCCCCAAUCCUAGGGCGGAGGCCUCGCGCAACAUCCAGGUUCCGCGGCGGUGGAGGGUCUCCGCCACAGCCCGCCCUUCCCGCACCUCCCGGCCUCUGGAGCGGCCACUCCAGCCCGCGGUUCCGCCCGAGGCUCUUGGAGGGUCCUGCCCCACAAAGAUGAACUGGACGGCGGCGACGUGCUGGGCUCUGCUCCUGGCGGCCGCCUUCCUCUGCGACAGCGGCGCGGCCAAGGGCGGCCGCGGGGGGGCUCGCGGCAGCGCCCGGGGAGGGCUACGCGGGGGCGCGCGCGGGACCUCGAGGGUGCGCGUGAGGCCCGCGCCCCGGUACGCGGGCUCCUCCCUGCGUGUGGCGGCGGCGGGCGCAGCGGCCGGGGUGGCGGGGGCGGCGGGCCUGGCCGCGGGCUUGGGCUGGAAGGGGGCCGCAGGCCUGGGGGCGCGCGGCCUGGACGACGACGACGACGAGGACGGGACCCCCGGCGGCAACGUGACGGGCCGAGGCGUCUACAGCUACCGCGCGUGGACUUCGGGCGCGGGGCCCACGCAGGGCCCGCGCCUCAGCCUGCUGCUGGGCGGCGCCCUGGGCGCACUGGGGCUGCUGCGGCCCUAGGCCCUAGGCCUCGGGGUCACUUCGGCCCCCAGCCACACCGAAGGCCCCCGAAGCCCACCCCAGAGGCCGCCCCGCGCGCGCCUUCCCUUGGCUGCCCAGUCUCCGAGCCCAGAGGGGCUGCCUGGACAAUUCCGGCCAGUCGCGCAGGAGCUGCUGCCUCUCCUACCUGUGGCUGGGAGGCGGCCUCCUGUUCACCCCCUGCCCGAGCCCCUCCCCAGCCUCCCCAUCUCCCACCCUACCAAGCACCCGCUGCCCGAUGCCCCACGUUCCACUUGGAGGUUAGGGUCCAGGGUCCUCCCCACCAAAAGGCAGGUGUCCAGUCGUUUCUGGACCAUCCUGGCCAGCUGUCCAUCAUCUGCAGAGCCGCCCAAAAGAGAGGUGCCCAGACCAGGCUGUUCAGGCCCUCCGGCUCCCCUGACCUCACCUUGGGCACCUGAGAGGUGUGACAGUGCUGACCACCAGGUGGAGAGGCGGGCUGUCAGGCUGUGCUGGUUCUGCCACCGGCCCUGAGGACCAUGGUGGCCUGCCCCACAGAAGCUGCCAGAAUGGAACAAAGGACUUGAGGAACCCCGGGGGAAGGAGAGAGGAGAGGUUUCGCUCAUGGGCUGUAGCGUGCUGACCUCACGUCCAGAAGAGGCGGUCUAUGGAUUUCAGAGCCCAGGCAUGCCCAUCAUAGUUCUCUGGAUGGUUCCCAGAACACUCCUUUCCCACGAGGGCUGCCCCCAGCCUUGCCCCUGCCCUUGGGCCCAAAGACCCCAUCCCCCUCUCUGGGCAGAGGCCCUGGGAGACACACUGCUAGGGGCUCCCUUGGAGCCACUUUGCUCCGACUUGAAACAAGUCACUUAACCCUUCUUGGGACCCGUUUUGA